Cucumis sativus (cucumber) is the source of this 1487-nucleotide messenger RNA. RefSeq names its product tetratricopeptide repeat protein 4 homolog. NCBI's taxonomy places the organism in Eukaryota, Viridiplantae, Streptophyta, Magnoliopsida, Cucurbitales, Cucurbitaceae. The transcript has 8 exons. The record is from RefSeq and is a predicted model, not a curated record. Bases 146 to 1234 code for a protein of 362 amino acids. Gene Ontology annotation, molecular function: Hsp90 protein binding.
GUGAAAUUUUCCUCUGCCCCUCCUUAAUUCUCAAUACUCUGCCUUCCAUCUUUUCUCCUCCUCCCUCUCGUUAGGCUGUCGCUGAGUUGAGUUGAGCUUCUUCUCUGCUUUCUUUUUCCUUGGUCUGAUAAAAGUUGAACGAACCAUGGCGCUAUGGAUGGAGGAUGGUUCGAAUCCCUUAACAGAGAACGAGAAAGCUGACCUUGACGCCAUAGCUGCUCUUAAAGAGAGUUCUGCCCUCGAGUUCAAGGAAAAGGGGAAUGAAUUUGUCAGGUUAGGUAGAAAGCACUAUACUGAUGCUAUUGAUUGCUACACAAAGGCAAUUAAUCAGAAAGCCCUAAGCAACUCUGAGAACUCUGUCCUUUAUGCAAAUAGAGCUCAUGUGAAUUUACUUCUUGGAAACUAUAGACGAGCUCUAAAUGAUGCUGAGGAGGCAAUCAAUUUGUGUCCCACAAACAUCAAGGCAAUUUAUCGAGCUGCUAAAGCCUCUCUUUCCCUGAAUUUAUUAGAUGAAGCAAAGUCCUACUGUGUAAGUGGUAUAAGGUGCGACCCAAAUAAUGUAGAAAUCAAAAAGAUUGAGAGUCAGAUUGAUUCACUGAUAUUGGAGCAGGAACAACGUGAGGCUCUAGUUACAAAGGCUAUUGCAGAGGCAGAGAAACUUGUUUCUGCAGUCGUGCAUAGAGGUUUUAAGAUUGGGAACGCGACAUAUCAAGAACUAACUGGAUUAAGAAAGCCGGUAUUAGAUAAAAAUAACAUUCUCCACUGGCCAGUUCUUCUACUGUAUGCAGAGGUUAUGUCCAGCGACUUCAUUGAGGACUUCUGUGAGACUGAUAUGUUUUCAGCUCAUCUGGAUAUGAUGUUUGCAGAAGAUUGUCCUCCUUUGCCAUGGGAUGCAGAAAAUAAAUAUACUCGUGAAGCAAUUGAACUAUAUUAUGAGGCUGGUUCAGGAAUUUGUUUAUCAAAAGAGAGAAUUUUAAGAAAUUUUCUAGAGGGAACUGCUGCAUCUAAUGCAGAAAGCAUUGCACUUGAAGAUGCAGUUGAAGAUUCAAAUCAUACCACUUCUGCAAAUAAAGGGUCUUCUAAAUGGAUCAAAGUUCAUGAAAGGAGAACGCUUCACGACGUUCUAAAGGAGCCGAACUACAUUAUACCAGGAAUACCAGUCUUUUAUGUUGUUUCAAGAAACUCAAAAUUUUAUAAAGAUUUCAAAGCUGGGAGAUGGGUUCCUCCCUCAUAAGUUUAUUGGAUCAAGCAGAGCAUAUGCUGUACCAUUGUAAGUUCCAUAGCAACUUUUUGCUUAGGUCAAUGCUGGUUCUCUCAAUCUUCUGUUAUUUUUCAAAUUUUGUUUUCAUGAUUGACUUAGGGUAGGUUAGGUUAUAGUACUUGUUCUUGUGCAAUCUAAAGCAUUUUACCAUUAUUAUCAUAUUUAUUUAUUUUUUCCAAGAUUCUCUUUUUUUCUUAGUUGAUUUAACCAGUCAUUUUGAUUGAAA